This is a messenger RNA of Verruconis gallopava, 1580 nucleotides long. RefSeq lists its product as uncharacterized. The coding region runs from base 121 to 1515 and encodes 464 amino acids. The record is from RefSeq and is a predicted model, not a curated record. Gene Ontology annotation, cellular component: Cul4A-RING E3 ubiquitin ligase complex; nucleotide-excision repair complex. The transcript has a single exon. Gene Ontology annotation, molecular function: protein binding. Gene Ontology annotation, biological process: transcription-coupled nucleotide-excision repair; protein polyubiquitination; proteasome-mediated ubiquitin-dependent protein catabolic process. NCBI's taxonomy places the organism in Eukaryota, Fungi, Ascomycota, Dothideomycetes, Venturiales, Sympoventuriaceae.
UGCUGGUGGGAAGGCUGACUUGCAUUUACGUCAUACCCCGUGACUCCGCGCGGGCUCACGACGCGCUCGACCACAGAAAUGGCCUGGUUUGGUAACCGUCCCAGGCCGGCAUCGUGAUGAAUGAACGGGUUUCUUUUGAACCUCGAGGCAGGCCAUCUGCUGCCAUCGCAGCUUCGGAGAAUUUAUUGCAAUGACCUACUGCGCAAUUUGCAUCCUUCGAGCACACGGCUUGAGCGUGUUGUAGGGGCAUCCACGUCGAGUCUCGGCCAAGGCAACAAUGAGGGCUCCAGAGAGGACGCGUUGCCAGUAGCGCACAGUGGAGGAGUCAACAGCAUUGCCAUCGAUCGCUUCGAAAGCCGCUAUCUGCUCUCCGGGGGCGCUGACGCGUCAAUAGCUAUCUGGGACUUGGAGGCUCCGCACCCCGAACAGACCGUCAGCUCGGUCGAGCUGUACAGGCCUCUAGCAGCAGUCGGAAAAUCGGACGUCGGUCAUACUCACGGCAUCACUCAGCUGUCCUUCUACCCAUUCGACUCUCUCGCCUUCCUUUCUAGCUCGUACGACCACACGCUGAAGAUAUGGUCGUCGGAAACCCUCCAGGCGUCCGCGUCCUUCAACCUCGAAUCGGUGGUGUAUGCGCACGCCGUUUCGCCCAUCGCGCAGCACUUGCUUGUGGCAUGUGCGACGCAGCAUCCGGCAGUGAGACUAGUAGACCUGCGCUCCGGUGCGGCUGCCCACGCGCUACCGGGUCACACCGGUGCGCUGUUAAGCGUGGCAUGGAGCCCCGUCGAUGAGCAUGUCCUCGCCAGCGCAGGAACAGAUGGAACAGUGAAGUUUUGGGAUAUCAGACGUAGCGCGGCACUGAUAGCCUCCCUUGACAUGGAGGAUUCUGUCGGCGUGCUAGGCUACAACGGGCGAGGUUCCGGCGCUCGUCAUGCUACGCGGGGCAAAGCCCACGCUGGCCCGGUCAACGGCAUCGUCUGGACGCAGGACGGAAGGCAUAUGGUCACGACUGGCCACGAUGAAAAGAUUCGUGUUUGGAACAUGACAAAAGGGUCGAAUACCCUGGCAAACUUUGGCCCCCUUGUCAGGAACAGAAAUCUUUCUCAGAUGCUGCCUUGCCUUGUCGCAGCUGAAGUCGUAUCCACGGGUAGGGACAUCAUGUUCUUUCCUAGUGAGCGUGAGAUUCUCAUGUUCGAGCUGUACGAGGGUCGUCUAUUGAAGCGUCUGCGUCCUCCCGGCGUCUUCACGUCCGCUGUUGGAGGCGGCAAGGUGACGCAGAAGCAGAGAAUAGUCGAUCUAGCAUGGCGAAAUACAGACAUAGAGCUUUAUUCUGCACAUGGAAACGGUUCGAUACGUGUCUGGAAGCCGCGAAUGAGGGAGGAUAUUCUGCUCGACGAAGACGAUCGGCAAGAGCGAGAAAGAGACUCGAUUGAAAGAGAUAAGAAAAGGAAGGCUUUGGAAGAUAUUUAUCGAGACUUCGCGAGGAAGAGGGUGGAUUUCUCAAGUGGUGCUUGAUAGCAAAUGCCAGUCGCGAAUUAUACACGAACCUAAUAUUACAAAACGUAGUACAGUCAUAUCGC